Callorhinchus milii (elephant shark) is the source of this 5490-nucleotide messenger RNA. It is a transcript of the gene tarbp1, whose product is annotated as TAR (HIV-1) RNA binding protein 1. Gene Ontology annotation, biological process: tRNA methylation. The coding region runs from base 1 to 4992 and encodes 1663 amino acids. Gene Ontology annotation, molecular function: tRNA (guanine) methyltransferase activity; RNA binding. The transcript is spliced from 30 exons. NCBI's taxonomy places the organism in Eukaryota, Metazoa, Chordata, Chondrichthyes, Chimaeriformes, Callorhinchidae. The record is from RefSeq and is a predicted model, not a curated record.
AUGAAGCCGCUGGUGGCCGAGCUGUUGCUGCGCUCCGCUCCCGGGCCGCCCUGGCUCUUGCUGCGGGAGCUGUGCUGGGACCCCGAGAGCGGGGAGCUGCCCGAGGCCGACCGGGUGGAGACUCUGCGGCUCUGCGUGGACGGGCUACGGGCGGAGGUGGAGCGUCGGGUCGAGCAGGCCCGGGGCGGCGAACCCUGGUGCCCUGCCUCGGGCAGGGAGAAGAGCACGGCCUCCGGGGCGGCGGCGGCGGAGGAGGAGGAGGAGGAGGAGGGCAUAACGGGCGCGUUGCGCGAGGUGGCGAGCGGUCGGUGUUUGCCUUUGCUGCAGAGGCUGCGAGUGUCCGGCUCCGGGGGAAGCGGCGACGCCUUACGGGACUCGGAGCGCGGGGGGCCCGAGGAGCGGGGCCGGGGUCGGCUCGUCCACUCGCUGUGCGCUCUGCUGAGCGGCUGCUGCCGAGAGGCCGCCCCGAGCCUGACGGGGGACAUCGCCCGCCUCGCCCUGGGGGAUGUGCGAGCUCACAGCGAGGAGCGCAGCGCGGGGGCGGCCGGCGAGAGCGGGGCCGGGCCGCGGGCCCCCGUCUACUCGGACGUCCACGUCGCCGUGGAGGUGCUGGCCAGCGUGGCGCCCCUGCUGCCCCGCCUGCCGGAGGGGCUCGAGCUGAGAGACCGGGUGCUGUCGGCCGUCCUGACCGCCGUGAGAGCGGGAGACGAGGGCCUGGCCUCGAGGGCAGCGGCCAGAGUCAUCCCGGCUCUGCUGGCCACGGGGGUCCCGCUGGAGAGGCUCUGGGACGAGGUGAAGAGCUGUGAGGGGCCGACGGGGGGCCCCGGCGCCGGGUGUCGGCGGCUGCUGCUGCUGAGCUCGCUCUCAGACCACUUGUUCCCCCCCCACCGGGACGGGCGGGAGGCCCCGGACCUGCGGCGCUGCCCCGAGUUCUGGCGAGUGCUGCAGCGGGGGCUCGUGCACCGCGACAACGUGUCGCGCAAGAGAGCAGUGUACCUCCUGAAAAGAGCCGUGGAUGUUUCCCGCACGCUGAGGGGUAACGUUUGCCCCGAGAACGAGAGCGGAUCUGAUCCAUGUCUCUUCUGGUGGUUGGCUGAAAAAAAUAAAUUGCUUGUACAGCUGUGGGAAAAUUAUAUUUUAAUAAUGGAGACAUUGGAAGAAAAUCAGGUUCAUGUUAUAAGACCUGUUUUGCCAAGAUUAUGUAGUCUUCUAGAUGCCACAGUUUCCAAAGGCAUAUCCCUUUUCCACACAUCUUGGGUCCUUUGUGCUUACAAGCGAAUGUUUGCCAGUGAAAACAAGACAAUAAUAAAAGAAGGUCUGUUCCAUUUUCUGGAUGUUAAUGUCACAAAAUACCCUUUCAUCACUCGGAUGUUGUCUGAGUUUAUCUGUGGCCCACUGAUGGAUGCUCUUUCAGAAAGUACUCUCUAUAGCAGAUCUCCAGAGCAAACCGUAGGCAGCUGUCCCCUUCUGGGUGUGAAGUUGCAAGUGCUUUUGAUUACUUUUGUAGAAAGUGUGCCUGAACAAUCCAAAGGUGACUUUCUAUUGCAGUUGAUUAAGAGCAUGGGUAGCAAGUACUGGUGUGCUAUUCCCAUCCUUUUCAUCUCUCGAGCUCUAGCGCAAAUCCCAUCAUGCAAAGCUUGGGGAGUAGAAGGCCUGCAUGCUCUCCGAGAAGUACUACGUUGCACGAUGAUCACACAUCAAGUGCUGUUACGUGGUGCAGCUCAGUGUUACCUUCUGCAAACAACUAUGAACCUGACAGAUGUGGAAAAGGUGUCGCUGUCUGAGAUUUCCAACUUCCUGACGUUUGUUCGUGCAGAGGAGUCUUUGUCCAGGGGUACAAAACUGUGGAAUGAGCUCUGUGAAUGGCUACACAGGAAUGACAGAAAUUUUAGACGUGAUAAAGAUUCAGCUCCUGUAAGUCUAGACAAACGUGCAUUAAGUGCGUACGUUCAGAAUCUGGUGGAGAGGUACAUGAAGGUUUCACUGACUGAAGGAGAAAGCAAUUACAUGCCAGAUUGGUUUGAGGCCCAGCUUGUAGCGCAGAUGACUGUUCUUGUUGCUGAUGUGGAAGAAAAAUACAACACUGAAGGUGAUUCUAGCAGUGGAGAUGAGAACCUCUUGGGCCAAUUUUUGUAUCCCCUUCUGGAUUCCUUACGGAAGCUGAAUACACACGCCUACUUACCUGUAGUAAAAGCAGACAAGAGCUUACAGUUGCUAUUAAAGUUGUUGGAGACGUGUUCCUCAAAAUGUCUAAUGGAUAAAACCGAAGACAGAGUACUGAAUGUAUUACAGAAAUCCGUAAUGUCUUCUGUGGAGCAAGUCUUGGAAUACACAUUUAGGAGGUUAACAAGUGAAUUACAAUCUGUUUCAGAUUUAGACAGAUGCCACUUGUACCUUGCAGUGAUGAGUAUGAUGGUGAAGAUCCUCUCAACAAUCGACUGGAAGAAAGGCUCCUGUAUCUGGAGUUACAUUUCUUCCCUGACACAAGCUUCUCUUCAGCAUUUGCAAGCUGCCAGUGAUGAUCAGGACCUGAAGCUAGUCAGACAGAUCCAGAAGGCGGUUGCUAUGGCCUCUGUAGCUUGGGUUUGUGAGACCACAUCUCUGUAUCCAGAGCUGCAACUCAAUUCACUUGAUGCUGUCAAGACACUAGUCAGAUUUAUUUCAACUGCUCCCUUCAACCAAACUCUCGAAAAACCUCUCUGGAGUGAGCAAGACACUGGAUUUUUGGAGACUGGGUCUUCAAUUCAAGGCUGGGGGAAGAUAGCUGCACAAUUUGUCUGCAAUCAAUGGAUUUGUAUCCAUUUUGCUUUUAACAAAUGUGAUCAGUUUAUUACAUCAUCAGACAAGAAUCUAGACCUCUCAUUACCCGUUGUAGAAAAUCCUGCACUCACACUCCAAGCCUGUACAGAAGCUCUUAGCAUUGUUCCAUCUGAUCAAGUACUUCCCAUUCUGCAGUGCAUGAGGAUUCUUAUUCCUAAGGUGCUUGGGUCAAGAGAGCCUUUGUGUGUAGAAUCUUUGGAUCUUGCAUGGAAAGCGGUUUUGGAUCUGAACAGCAACCAGUUAUAUUUCUGGCCUACUCUAAAUGCCUUUAUAAAAAUUGCCUUUCACCAUCAACUUCUUGGAGUGUCAGCAGAAUGCAACAUUGGAAUAAAACUAAAGGAGAUUCUGAAUCAAUUGUUUGAAAUUUCACAAACCAAAAUUGGAGUCUUCAAUGUGUUGAUCGCUCACUGCUGCCAAACGUGGUUGCCAGCUGUUUCUGCUAGUAACACUUGCCUGCAGGAUUCUUUCGCAAUUGCUCAAAACCAUAUCGACCUUUUUGUUGAGGCUUGCCUGUUUGGACCUGUGUUUAGGAAAGAUCAAAGAUUAAUUCAAGAUGUACAUAUCUUCAUAGAACUACAAGGAGACGACUGUGCAGCAAAUGUAACUACUGAAAGUGAAAACAAAGAUGAUCAAUUUGUGCGAAUAUGGGCCAUUAGCUUCUUAUGCCAUUUGGAUGGAUCAGAUUCUUUGCAUAAGAAUUUCAUUGAGAAGCUUGUUAACAAACUACUUGAAAGGGAUAAUGAGCUGAGGAAUAAGAAAGGCCGUUAUUAUGUGAACUCAAUGUAUCAUCGAGUGAAGACCAGAAUAUGGCAGACUUUACUUGUGCUCCUUCAUCAUCUGGAUCAGAAUUUUGUAAGAAAAAUCCUUGAAACUGUUUAUCUUUCUGGCUUCAGUGAUAAUCAGGCAUCUGUAAAGUACCUAAUCGAAUGGUUCAUCAUUUUGAUACUCCAUAAGUGGCCUGAAUUUCUGGAUUCGUUCUGGAGAUGCUUUCGUUUUAAACAAGAAAAUACUAAAAGCAGUAUUUGCACCUUCUUGGCAAUAUUAGUUCACAUUGAUGUGAUCCUUAAGAAUGUUGAGGAGAAGAACCAUUAUUUGAAGAAAGCACUGAGUGUAAUACUGCCAUGGUGUCUAAAUCACAAUUUCAGUGUGCGACUGUAUGCCUUGCUUGCAUUACAAAAAGUCUGGGAGGCUUGUCAACUGGCGAAGAUGGAGGGUGACGAUUUGCAAUUUUUGGAACCAAUAGUUGAAUCCAGUCUGGAGCAAGCCGGUCAUAAGCAAAGCACAGGAAAUGCUGGAAAGAACUGGCAGAGAAUUCAAGAGCACUUCUUUUUUGAAACAUUUCAGCCACUGGAAGACUACAGUUUAGAGACAUUUUUUUACACCUUUCCUAGCCUGUCAGAUGUGAUAGAAGAUGAAUGGAUUCCUGUUUGGAAGUUUAAAAGAGUCAUGGACCUCUCCUCCUCCACUUCUGUAGUUAACUUGUUUAACUCUAGAAACAAGCUUUCGGAAUUGAAAUCUACUGACUGGGUUCAACGAGACAAAGGUUAUAGUCUGUCUGAAGCAGAUCUAGAUGCUGAGUGGACAGAUGUACAAAAGAAGAUAAUACCAUGGAAGAACAGCAUACCAGACCAAGAUCUGGAACUGAUCUACCAGGAAAGAGCCACAAAACUUGGAAAAUCCUCCAAUAGCAGUAGUAGCCUGAUUGUAGUGGCUUCACUUAUUGAUAAACCAACUAAUCUGGGAGGUUUAUGUCGGACAAGUGAAAUAUUUGGCGCAUCCGUAUUAGUUGUGAACAACAUGCACUGUGUGAAUGAUAAACAGUUUCAGGCUCUUAGUGUGUCUGCAGAACAGUGGAUGCCAGUCAUUGAGGUGAAACCUGCGCAGUUGGUUGAAUAUUUGCAACAAAAGAAAACCGAAGGGUACACAAUUAUUGGAGUGGAACAGACAGCCAACAGCCAGGAUCUUACACAAUACAGGUUCCCAGAAAAAACACUGCUGUUGCUAGGGAAUGAACGAGAAGGAAUUCCAGCCAAUUUAAUCCAGCACCUUGAUGUUUGUGUGGAAAUCCCUCAGUAUGGUGUUAUCCGAUCACUCAACGUUCACGUGAGUGGAGCUUUGCUUGUGUGGGAGUACACAAGACAGCAGAUGAUGACAAACAGUUCAGGACCAUGAAUCAGUACUGAACCGGAGUGAAAAUUAAAAGUUCAUCUCUUUUUAAGAGGUGUUUGCCACCUGGAAAUCAAUAGCACUGUGCUGCUAGAAACAAGUAUCCACUGACAAAGUCUACAGUGCUGUUGUUGGUGAUAAGGUUUGGUGCUUGGAUUAACCUUGAGCUGUUUUGGGUAUAGUAUGCAAUUUCAGAUUAUUGUGCUAAAAGUAUGGUGACAUUGUGCUUCAAAUACAUACAAGAAAAGAAUACAGACGUAUUCCACAAGUGUAUUCCACAAUAUUUAGAUAGAAAUCUUGGUAAAUGUUUUAAUUAUAGCUUUUUAUACAUUUUCUUGAAAAUUUCAGAGCUGAAAUUUAUACCAAACAAAGCAUACUUUGUAUCAUUGGAUUCAGUAUGUGAUUCUCUAGUCACACAUGUGCGAUGUCUGAUGUAUAAUAAAAAUAUUGGAUGACGCCUGUAUUCUCACAGAGUUAUCAAUAAAGAAUUGCAUUUUAAUUGCU